CCUGACCUUCGUAGGCGUGUGUUUCGAUAGCGUAGUCGAUGGAUGACUGUGAGCUGGACUUGUUACUUAAAGAGCUGGAAGCUGAUUAUACUGACGCUUUGCAGUAUGUAGAUCGUGAGCUAGAAAAGAAGACCACUACAUUUGUUGUCGAUGACUAUGAACGCUUACAAAAAAUUGGCCAAGGCACAUUUGGUGAAGUCUUCAAAGUUCGGCACAAGUUGACUAAGGAGCAUUUUGCUCUAAAGCGCCUUAAAACUGAGCAAGAAACUGAGGGCUUCCCUGUCACUGCACUUCGGGAAAUCCGUAUUCUCAGCUCUUUAUCUCACGAGAACAUCGUUUCCUUACGUGGUGUCUGUCAUAAAAAAGCUGCGCGUUCGAGUAGAUAUCGUUACGAAUUCUACCUCCUCUUUGAUAUAUGCGAACAUGAUUUGGCAGGUCUACUUACCCAGAAAGUUGAUUUCUCUCUCGGCGUCAAGAAAAAUAUCAUGAAACAGCUAUUCACUGGCUUGUAUUUUCUUCAUAAGAAUAAUGUGUUACAUCGUGAUCUGAAGACUUCUAACAUACUCAUUGAUCGCAAAGGUAUCCUCAAGAUCGCCGACUUCGGUCUAGCACGACUGACUGUCACUCCGGUUCGACCUGAACGCUCUUCCCGCUACACGGGUCACGUUGUGACACUGUGGUAUCGUCCACCCGAAAUUUUACUGAAUGACCGGUUCUACGGCCAACCAGUAGAUUUAUGGGGGGCUGGUUGCAUAAUGGCUGAGUUAUGGACCAGAUAUCCCAUCAUGCAGGGUGAUAACGAGCUGGCACAGUUGAACUUUAUCAUUCAACUAUGUGGUUCAAUCACCCCAGACGUUUGGCCGAAUGUUAAAAAUCUGGAGGCUUAUCAAAAAGCCAAGCUUCCAAAGGAUGUGAAACGCCACCUGAAGGAAAAGCUGGCGCCACAGAUUGAAUGUCCUUCCGCCGUGGAUUUGAUCGACAAACUCAUCGUGCUCGACCCUUUGAGGCGGCUGAACGCAGACCAAGCGUUAUCUCACAACUUUUUUCUUGAGGACCCUCCCCCAUCUGAUCUAAGCUUCUUGUCAAGAAGCGGCAAUUGUUAUCUAGAGUACCCAGGUCAAGUGAAUCGUAAUCGCCAGCUCCCAGGGAACUAUUAUCGAGGUGCCCCACCGAAUCCAAAUUUCGGACCGCGUUGCCCUCCAGGUGCUAUCGGGAUUUCGGCCAACUUGGCUGUGCCACAGGCCGCAGGUGGCCCGUACCGCUAUCGUGGAUUACCUCCAGAUCCAGACACAUCAAAUAUAAGUGACCGUAUUUACUGACUCUUUAGAGUCCUGAUAGCUGUUGCAGCAUUUCCUUCUUUUUUACUGUCCCGUCUCUUUUCGAAUGUACAUCCCUUCCUUUCCGGGCAUCUAGCCCCUUGAAUGAAUAGCGACUUGUGAUCUUCCCAGAGUAUUGCUUUCUGCAUAUUUGUUUGGGUUACCAAUCCCAUCCUUUACCUGAUCGUUGUUUAUCGUAAUCAUCUUUUUCUGAUUUUUCCCACCCCGACAUCCUUACUCCUGUAUCAUCCGAUCCCAUUUUAUCGAUAUUCCGUUGCCAAUUGUCUAUCUCGAUUCCCAACGCUUACCAGCUUCCGAUUCCCCACUUCCUCCAUUUCACUGACUUCUUUCUUGUAAAUUGUCCCUUGCGGUUCGCCAACAACGGUUGUCUUCCACUCUUUAAGUGUGCGUGUGCAUGUAUGUGUAUAUAGUCGUGGUGUGCAAUUUGUGUGCAAAUACACGUCAACCGUCCUC
Dicrocoelium dendriticum is the source of this 1790-nucleotide messenger RNA. The record is from the annotation of a GenBank genome assembly. Lineage: Eukaryota; Metazoa; Platyhelminthes; Trematoda; Plagiorchiida; Dicrocoeliidae.